This is a messenger RNA of Drosophila persimilis, 2903 nucleotides long. It is a transcript of the gene IleRS-m, whose product is annotated as isoleucine--tRNA ligase, mitochondrial. The record is from RefSeq and is a predicted model, not a curated record. NCBI's taxonomy places the organism in Eukaryota, Metazoa, Arthropoda, Insecta, Diptera, Drosophilidae. The transcript is spliced from 6 exons. Gene Ontology annotation, molecular function: isoleucine-tRNA ligase activity; tRNA binding; ATP binding. Bases 1 to 2850 code for a protein of 949 amino acids. Gene Ontology annotation, cellular component: cytosol. Gene Ontology annotation, biological process: isoleucyl-tRNA aminoacylation.
AUGUUGCGUGUUUUCAAUUUUCGAGUUGGAAUAUCUCGAUUAUAUUCUGUGAAAGCAGCAAAAAAAGAUGUAAAGAAAUAUACAGACACGAUUAAUUUACCAAAGACAAAGUUCCCUAACCGCCUCAGUGCAGCCAAACGCGAGGAACAGGAGCGACAAUUGCUGGCUGACAAGAUAGCCGUUGCGUAUGAAUAUCAGGAGCAUCGACAACUGGGUGGGAAGAGGAAACCUACGUUUGUGCUGCACGAUGGACCGCCCUAUGCUAACGGGCAGCUGCACAUGGGACACGCCGUCAACAAGAUCCUCAAAGACAUCACUCUGCGACAGCGGGUGACCCGUGGACAGAAGGUCAACUACAUUCCUGGCUGGGACUGCCACGGUCUGCCCAUUGAGCUGAAGGCGACAAGUGCAGCAGAGGGCCAGAGUGCUGCUGAAAUACGACAGAAAUCACGCGCGUUUGCUCUGGAGGCCAUUCAGUCACAGAAGGAAGAGUUCAGCAGCUGGGGGAUAUUGGCCAACUGGCAAAAAGACAACAUUUACACGACCUUUCAUCCAGAAUUUAUUGAAAAUCAGCUUCAAAUGUUUCACAAUCUUUAUGAACGCGGCCUCGUUUAUCGCGAUUUGAAGCCGGUGUACUGGUCCCCGUCUUCCAGAACAGCUUUGGCGGAGGCCGAGCUGGAGUACGAUGCCAAUCACAUAAGUCCUUCAGUAUAUGUACGCUUCGCCCUAAACCCCAGUGGACUGGAGGUUGAGACCAAAGGGUCGCAGACCUAUGCACUUGUGUGGACCACCACGCCCUGGACUCUGCCCAGCAAUCAAGCGAUUUGCUUCAAUGGCUCCCUCGAGUACGUUUUGGUCAGAUUGUUGGAUCGCAACCCAAGUGAGCUCUACCUCAUGGCCUCCGCUCUCUUGUCAGCCUUUGAGGCCUCCACGCAGCUUAAAUGCGAGGUGGUCCAGACGUUGCCCGGAAGCUCAUUGAGCACGCUUACCUAUAAGCAUCCCAUAGACAAGGAACAGACCCAUCUGCCCUUCUUCGAUGCCAGCCAUGUACAGGACAGCAAGGGCACGGGCCUGGUUCACACCGCACCUGCGCACGGACCAGAGGACUUUCUGGUUAGCCUGGACAAGAAAAUACCCGUUAAAUGCAUGGUGAACGAGGCAGGCGCUUAUACAAUGGAAGCGCCCAGCUUUCUACGCGGACAAUCUGUGCUGGAACAGGGUAAUCCUCUCGUGCUGCAGCACAUAGCAGAGGAUGUUAUACACUCUGCCAAACUAGAACAUUCCUAUCCCAUUGACUGGCGGACCAAGCAACCAGUAAUCAUUCGGGCCAGCGAGCAGUGGUUCAUCAAUACAGAUCGGCUGAAAUCCCGUGCUGCCGCAGCGCUGGAGCAAGUAGACGUCUAUCCACGUACCAAUGCCGAGGCGAGCAAAAGAGCAAUGCUCACCCAACUGCAGAAGCGACCCUACUGGUGCAUAUCAAGACAGCGGGCUUGGGGCGUGCCCAUACCUGUUCUCUACAGUCGGAAGAGUGGACAAGUGGUGCUCAAUGCAGCACUGAUAGAACACCUCUGCAGUCUGCUGCGCAGCCAAGGCUCCAUGGACUUCUGGUGGUCCAGGUCAUUGGAGGACCUGCUACCUCCUCAAAUCGCGGCCGACCUCGGCUACGAAGUAAAGGAUCUAGUCAAGGGCAGUGACAUACUCGACAUUUGGUUUGACUCGGGCAGCACUUGGUCUGCGGUGCUGAAGAAGGAACAGGUGGCGGAUCUCUAUCUGGAGGGAUACGAUCAGUUCACGGGCUGGUUUCAAUCCUCGCUGCUCACGAGCAUCGCUGCCCGCGACUGCGCUCCUUACAAGGCGCUCUUCGUUCAUGGCUUCACAGUGGACGAGAAAGGGCACAAGAUGUCCAAGUCGCUGGGCAAUGUAAUUUCCCCAAAACAGAUUACCAAGAAGUACGGGACAGACGCUCUACGUUGGUGGGUGGCCUCCCAUGGAACCCAGCACACGUCCAUUACGGUCAGCGACAAGUUGCUCCAGAAGGCGACUGAGAACCUUAGCAAGGUGCGCGGAACACUGCGUUAUCUAAAGGGUGUGAUCGGAGAAAAGCAGAGAGAAGGCCGAGAGGAGCUGGAGCAGCCAAUUCUGGACGCUAGCUUUUUAAACAAGUAUCUGUUGAGCAACUUGCUUGACUUCGAAUCAGAGAUCGAAAAACUCUACAACGCGUAUGAGUACAAUCGCGUGGUGGCCUGCAUCCAGAACUUCAUUGCCAAUCAGGUGUCGUCCAUUUAUGUGCACCUAAUCAAGGAUCGCCUCUACUGCGGCGACGAUCGGGAGCUGCUGGCCAUUCGUCAGACGCUAACCCAUUGCUAUCGGCAGCUGUGCAAGAGCUUGUGGCCCAUAGCUCCCUUUUUGGUGGAGGAAAGCUGGAGCUAUUAUGAUCCAUCGGGAAGUGCCUUCCACGAGCAGAUGGUCCAGGCCCAAAAAGACUGGCAUGAUCCCAAAGCCGUUAAUGUCGUGAACGCAGCCCUCGAUGUUAAGCGCCUGAUCAACCAGCAGGCUGGAGAUGUUAACAGCUGGCACCUGGCUGUUACCAUCAAGAGUGGCAGCCAGUUGGAGCUGCUCCGUGAACUGCAACCCGCUUUCGGGGAGCCUAUGCGUAGCUCCGAGCUGUCUGAGAUACUGCAGGUGGGCAGCGUUGCAGUCGUACAGACUGAUCUGGACGAAGACCUGGACAUUUCCUUGACAGCACUUGACGCACCGCUUUGUCCGCGGUGUCGUCGCUAUAGUCUAGACGAAGAUGCUGAGCAAGAGACGUGCCAGCGUUGCGCCCAGGUAAUGGAAUCGAAAAAUUAGUGGCUCAAUCUUGUUGUUAAUAAUUGUUGGAAGUAGAUAUGUAUUUAUGUUUC